This is a messenger RNA of Musca vetustissima, 606 nucleotides long. RefSeq lists its product as uncharacterized. The coding region runs from base 1 to 606 and encodes 201 amino acids. NCBI's taxonomy places the organism in Eukaryota, Metazoa, Arthropoda, Insecta, Diptera, Muscidae. The record is from RefSeq and is a predicted model, not a curated record. The transcript is spliced from 3 exons. Gene Ontology annotation, molecular function: metal ion binding.
AUGUUAUCGUUAGUGGCCGACUAUAGUGGUACCUCAUCCAGCAGUGAGGAUGAAGACUCAGAAGAGGAGCCUGCCAGUGUGGAAAAAUCGACAACAAAAGUGGGAUUUGUAACAUACCAUGGUAAUAAUUCCAAACCUCUACUGCCAAGUGCCAGCGCAUUGCUAAAUUCGACAACAAAGGGCACCGGUGUGGUAUUUAGUAAUCCAUUUUUAGAUGCCGAAAAAGCAGAAAUAGACAAAUUACAAAAACAUGUUAAAAUGGUUGAAUCCGAAGAACAUUUAAUGCAGAAAAAUGGUCGUAAGAUAUGUUGGAAUAAUCGCAAAGGGCGAUGUCGAUUUGGUAAUAAAUGUAAAUAUGCCCAUGACUCCGAUUUGGUAGCUGGUGGUGGCGAUAAUGAAACGGAAGCAGCUAGUGAAGAGACACAAUUACAACAAUCCCCAAACACAACUCCCGCCAAUGUUAUCAUAAGUAAAUCUGCUCAAUUAGGACAAGCCCAUGAAGCGCCGGAAGGAAAAACAAAAUCUCGAAAACGUCCUGGUUUGGGUGAUGCACUUGUGCCAGGCAAGAAAGUUAUAAAACAGUAUCAGGCAACUAAGGACUUAUAA